Messenger RNA from Trichomonas vaginalis G3, 918 nucleotides. RefSeq names its product glycine-rich protein family. NCBI's taxonomy places the organism in Eukaryota, Parabasalia, Trichomonadida, Trichomonadidae. The transcript has a single exon. Bases 1 to 918 code for a protein of 305 amino acids. The record is from RefSeq and is a predicted model, not a curated record.
AUGUACCAAAUUGAGUUAUGGGGUGCCUCUGGUGGAUAUCUAGAUAAUAGUAAAGGAGGAAGAGGUGCAUAUGCAUCAGGGUAUAUGUCAUUUUUCAACCCGAAGACCUUAUAUCUAUAUCUUGGGGAGAGAGGUUCCUGGAGUGGUCCAGCAACAUUUAAUGGUGGUGGACAAGGUACAAUAGAUGUUAGUGAUCAUAGUCAUUCAGUGUCAGGUGGUUCAGGAGGUGGUGCUUCAGACUUACGACUAUCGGGAGGUCCUUGGGAUGAUUUUAAAAGUUUGAAAUCAAUGGUAAUGAUUUCUGCUGGAGGUGCUGAGUCAGCUCAUUAUGCAGCUUGUGGAGGCUUAAUUCAAGGAGGUGCUGGAGGUGAUCUAAUAGGCUCUGAUGGUAUCAUAUGCACAUUCGAUCCUCGCCUUCCAAUUACAAAAUCUUUUGGAGCAAAACAAAAUUAUUAUGGUACUGGUGUAGAUCCCCAUGGAAUUAAUGGUAAAUUUGGCAUUGGUGGAUACUCAGAUUUGUUCGAUCAUGGAAGCGGUGGUGGAGGGGGUUAUUAUGGAGGUGGCGGUGGGGGAGCUGUAAAUUCACGUGUAGGUAGUGGAUCAGGAGGUUCUUCAUAUAUUAGUGGGCAAGAAAAUUGUAAAGCAAUAAGUGAAGAUUAUACAGAAACAAACUUAAAGCAUCUUUCCACAUCUGUUCAUUUUUCUGGUUUCAGAUUUUACUCGACUACACUUCUGAGUGGCUUGGUACAAAUUCCAAGUUUUUCUUCACCUGGAUCCUAUGAGAGUAAUGGCCAUUAUGGAUAUGGAUUAGCAAGGAUAUCUAUUAUUGAAACUUUGAAACCAAUAUCUAAAUGUAGUUGUUACAACAUCAAAUAUUUGUUAUUGUUUAUAAGUAUCGUAUUCUCAGAAGAUGAAUAA